AACUCUGGUGGUGACGCCGCCGUUGAGUUGUCCGCCGUGUCCGAUAAGGUAUAUUUAUCGACUCGCACGGGCACGUGGAUAUCAUACAGAGUGGGUCCCAAUGGAAAGCCGUUUGACAGCAGUUUUAUCCGGCGUUACAUAAACUUCUUCAUGCAGUUCCUGCCCUACGGUAUGAUCUGUUCCGUAAUGGAAUGGUAUGUUAACAACCGGUUCGACCAUCACGACUACCAACUAAAGCCCAAACACCGGUUCCUAUCGCAACAUAUUAUGGUUAACGACGCCCUCCCCAACCGCAUACUGUCCGGUACUGUCGUUGUUAAGCCAAAUAUAGACAGGUUUACACCCAAUGGGAUCAUAUUUAAAGGCGAAAGUCAAGAGACUCCGUGCGAUGUCGUACUACUGGCCACCGGCUAUAAAGUGUCGUUCCCUUUCAUAUCUCAAUCGCUGAUACCCACCGACAAGAAUCAGGUGGAGCUCUAUAAGUACAUGUUCUCACCCAAGUUGGCCCACCCAAAGACACUGGCGUUCAUAUCGCUGGCCCAACCCGUGGGCGCACUGUUACCCAUCGGGGAGAUGGAGUCGCGUUGGUUCGCCCAACUGAUGGCCAAUAAGCUAUCCCUACCGGACAGGCAGACCAUGUAUGAGGACAUCGAGAGUAAGCGAAUAUUCAUGAAACGCUUCUACGAGAGCGAUAGGCAUACCAUUCAAGUGGAUUGGCUCGACUUUAUGGACGAGUUGGCCGCACAGGUAGGCGUCAAACCGCCGCUAUUCAAGUAUUUCUUUACCGACCCGGAGCUGUGGCGGGCACUGGCCUUCGGACCCUCCCUUCCCUUGGACCGCAUAAAAUCGCCGCUUAAGACGAGAUUACCGGACAGUCGUAAACGCCGGGGCACUAAAAGUUUGCUGAAUAUCACCCGAUUCGUGGGACUCAUACUAUUCAUGAUAUUCGCCUACCUACUUAACCUAAUCCUAUGA
Messenger RNA from Oppiella nova, 975 nucleotides. The record is from the annotation of a GenBank genome assembly. NCBI's taxonomy places the organism in Eukaryota, Metazoa, Arthropoda, Arachnida, Sarcoptiformes, Oppiidae.